This is a messenger RNA of Exophiala viscosa, 2820 nucleotides long. Its product is annotated as SNF2 family N-terminal domain-containing protein. Bases 1 to 2820 code for a protein of 939 amino acids. Gene Ontology annotation, molecular function: ATP binding; ATP-dependent chromatin remodeler activity. Gene Ontology annotation, biological process: DNA repair. Lineage: Eukaryota; Fungi; Ascomycota; Eurotiomycetes; Chaetothyriales; Herpotrichiellaceae. Gene Ontology annotation, cellular component: nucleus. The transcript has 11 exons. The record is from RefSeq and is a predicted model, not a curated record.
AUGGAGCUCGAAUCCUUUUCGAACUGGUUUGAUGAGCCAGCUGUCAUCGAGUACCAUCACAAGCGCCAAAAGCUCGACCCAAGGUAUAACGGCUCUUUGCAGGGCCAACACCAUAACGUCUCCGCAGCCUCGCCGGCGACGACCUACGACCCAAUCCGCGACAACGCGGUGUGGAGUAAUGAGGAGACACAUGAUUUCUACUCGACUGCUACGAGCUUGGCGAAUACCUCGUGGGCGCCCACGCUCUCAGCCAGCACAGCUUCGAUGAGGAACGUUUCGGAAAGCUUCGACUUUGACUUUGGAGCAUCCAUUCCGAGCAUUGAAUGGCACGAUAACUUUACUUACCCCAACGCGCAGAUUGAAGAACAUCAGAUGAUCAAUCCCAAUUACCUCCCACCGAACCGGCCUAUCUACAGUGACCUCUUCAUCAUUGGACCUGCGCUGCGAACCUCCAAACUCACUGCUCCUCUUGUCGACGGGCAGAGCAUUUGGUUGUUUCGAAGAGCGGACCGCAGGGAUUCUGGCACUAUGGCAGCUCAACCCCGCAUCACAUACCAGAUGUAUGGCAAUGUCACCACUCGUCGGGCAAACAACAAACCUGCCAAAGGUCCACAAAGUGGCCAAAACGACCUUCAAUACUUAUUGAAUGUCAUCAUCUACGGACCGAGAGAAUUUGGUCGGGGGGUCGGCGACUAUCUGGCAAAGUGCAAGAUGUUCCUCCAAGAUCCAAUCCAGUAUGAUCGAGAUGUCCCUUAUCUUAAUCCGCACCUGCUGUCACGUACAGAACAAGUGGUCAUGACCUCGUCGCUCAAAGCCGAAGUUGAAGAACCGUCAAGGGGCCAAGAGGUGAUAACUGUGGACGCUCCGGAGGAUCUCUUCAGCCAGAUCUGCGACGAUUCUCAUCUUCAACUUACCGACCCACCCCAUCAGCUUUGUACCGGUUUGUAUAAACAUCAGCAGAAAGCCCUGACGUUCAUGAAGGAGAAAGAGCAGCCCGGUCGUUCGAGGAUUCCCCGGACAGUCUUUGGGUACACCAACUUGAUCACACAACAGUCCCAGAGCCAUGAACCCUCAGAAUCCAGAGGCGGUCUUUUGGCUGAUCAGAUGGGCCUCGGCAAAACACUGACUAUGAUCUCGCUCAUUGCGCUAAAUCCUGCUCAGCUUGCCGCGUCGCUCGUAUUCACGUCCCAAGGAAUAAUUCACCGAAUCAAGUCGACCUUGAUCAUUGUUCCAUUCUCUUUGUUGGAUACUUGGGACACUCAGCUACGACGACAUCUUAAACCGAACUCUUUAUCCUGGUUCAGGUUUCAUGGCUCUCAGAAGCGCAAACUACUGUCUUUGAGCAGUUAUGAUAUCGUCAUCACGACUUAUGAAACAUUGAUGGGCCAGCUGAAAAAGCACAAGGACCCCAGGUGGACUGAUAGCACUUUAUUCUCCUUUGCCUGGCAUCGCAUUGUACUUGACGAAGGGCACAUCAUCCGCAAUCGGUCUAGUGGAAUCGCACAAGCCUGCUGCACUCUUCGAGCAAGUCGACGGUGGGCCAUGACGGGGACACUAAUUCAGAACAAACCCAGCGAUCUUGGGAGCCUUCUCGAGUUCCUUCAUAUCGAGCCUUUCGAAGACCCUAAGGUCUUUGAUGCGGAGGUGGUGAAGCCUUGGUUGAAAUCGGCCGACAAGGACACAGCUAGACUGAAGAGAGUGAUCAGGUGUUUGUCUCUGUGUCGCACGAAAGCGAUCAUCGACCUCCCUCGUUGCAGAGAUGUGAUCCAGUACAUCGAUUUUGGGCAAGAGGAGGCCUUGCUCUAUGAAUUGGCCAGAGAUCGCAGCAUCCAAAAGCUCGACGAAGCUCUAUCCGACAGUCCUGUCGCCCCAGGCAUGUAUCUCAACGCAUUGGAAUGGCUGAAUGAACUACGUCUCAUCUGCAACCAUGGUUUGAUGCACCCCUGGAAAGAAUGGCAGGGAGUCCUCAAAAAAGGGUCCUCGGCCGGACCUUGGAACAAGACAAAAGCGAAACAGGCUUUCGCGACUUUGGUGGACGCCGGCUCGGCGAUCUGCAAACUAUGUCAGGCCAACAUGGCAGCCGGGACCGGUGAGGCCGACAGUCUCGAGCAUUCCAAACCAUCACUAUCCAGAUGCAUGACCGUCAUCUGCAGUUCUUGUAUUCAGAAUCGCUUGAACGGUGAGCAAGUCCCAGGAUGCGGCUGCAACCCGGCCUGUCCUAAAGCCGAAGUGUCCUGGGCCCCAGAAACCUCGAAUAGACCUGCGGAAGCUGGACUCCCCACGAUAGAAGAAAAGAAAGUCUCGACCAAGUUGAGGACGCUUCUACAGGACCUUAAGCAGCAUGAAAAGGCAGAAAAAAGUGUGGUGUUCUCGUUCUGGACCUAUACACUCGACAUCAUCGAGUCAUUACUGCGCCAACAUACGAGCAUUCCAUAUGCGAGAAUCGAUGGCAACCUUUCGGGGGCUAGGCGUGAGCAGGCAAUCCAGCGGUUUCAGACGGAUGACUCUGUGCGUGUCAUCUUGGUCUCCAUCACUUGUGGUGGAACUGGCCUCGAUCUAACAGCUGCUUCGCGAGCAUAUCUACUUGAGCCCCAGUGGAACCCGAUGAUCGAAGAACAAGCUCUCUCCCCCAUCCAUCGCUUGGGCCAGACCAAAGAAGUGAACACGAUCAGAUACCGCGUCCGCAAUUCAUUCGAAGAGAAAGUGGCGAUGAUCCAGGAUAUGAAGAGGGAUAUCGCGGCUGGUGCCUUUUCCAGCGAUUUGCCAGCCAGUGGAUUGAGCAAGUCGAGUCGGCUGCAGGAGUUCCGGGAUGCUUUCUAG